AUGGCAGACGAUUUAAUGUAUUUCUUAAUCCAGUGGGAGGAUCGCUUUAUGUCCGUCAUCGACAUAAAGCACAUCGUCAAACCAGUAAAGAACAAGUUUGCCUACAAGGAGGGAGAGAUCAUUAGGGCGCAGUUUGGCAAGAAAAACAGCUACGAAGCUGUCAUCUGUGAAAUACAUCUUACUAUUGUUGAAGACAGUAAGGCUGGACAUCUUCUCAUGAAGCCAAGACCAGAAAGUGUUACCAGCAUGGAAACUGACAGUGUUAAAAAAGGGAUUUUGACGAACUUCAAGAUCAGGUUAGGCGCUUAAAGAAGAGGGUUCGGGAACUCGAAAGGUUCCAAGAUUCUGCGAAAUCCAGCAAUAAAGCAUCUAAUCUGCCUGAAGGACCAAUCCUGUCCAGCCAUGAGGACAGCCUUUUUGAGUGCUGUAAAAAACUUCUGGCUCUGUUUUCCACUGACUACAUUACUACCCAUAGUGUAACUGGUAGGAGAGCAAACACCAGCACAGAGCCCAAACCCAAAUUUGAUCCAAGAUUGUAUGCUUGCUUAAGCAAAGUGUUAAAAGAAAAGUUUCCUGGCACUAAAGACACACAAAUAACAUUGAAGGUGCGAGCUGUUCAAAAGGAAUGCAAAAAAGCUAAUCAGUAAAAUGAAGGUUUUACGGAAUAAAUUUUUGAUUGUUUAAUAUUGUUCCUAGUGUAGAUUUUUAUUCCUCAAAGCAGCCUUUAUUAUUAAAGGUGAAGAUGCAUUAAGUGUUAUAAAUACUUGUUCAUCUGUGGGUAUCAGAAAUUACGGUAUGUGUUUUGGUCAAGAUGGAUUAAAAUUUCUUUCAAAGGUUGAAAACCUAAUUUUGGAGGCAUUUUCUGCUGCAAAGCUCUGAAGCCUUUGUAUUUAGUGCUCAUAUACAGUGAUCAGUAGUUGUCUGUGUUCUAAUAAUUAUAUUCAAAUAGCACGUCCAUUAACCAUACUCUCACCAUGUUUAUUCAUGGUUAACCAUGUUCAUAGACCAUGUCCUAAUCAUAGUUUGACCAUGGUUCUCAUUUAACCAUGUUCAUAGACCAUAUCUUAAUCAUGGUUGAACCAUGUUUAUUCAUGGUUAACCAUGUUCUAAUCAUAGUUUAGUUUGACCAUGGUUCUCAUUUAACCAUGUUCAUAGACCAUAUCUUAAUCAUGGUUGACCAUGGUCGGCAAUUUGUUAUUUUGUUAAACCAAGGUCAUACAACCAUAGGUUGACCAUGGUUGGCAAUGGUCCAUUUCGCAGGGGAGACUUCUGUGAUUUACCUAGCCUGUUUUUAGCUCACCUGAAUUGCUCAGGUGAGUUAUUGUGAUCGCUCGAUGUCUGUCUGUCUGUUGUCUGUCAACAUUUAGCUUGUUAGUCAGGUUUGUCUGGUACAUGCUCAAUAACAGCUUCAAGGGGCUUAAAAUUACUUCGAUAGUGCUUUAAAGGUACUUCAGAUGGGACUUUAUCCAUGCUUCUUGAUAUACUUAAAAGAUACUUCUUUACAUGAAGCACAUUUGAGGCACAUAAUGCUACUUAUUUAAGAUGGAACUUUAAAUGUACUUUAGUGGGUGAGACUUCAAUUGUGCUUCCUUGAACGAAGCGUAUUUGAGGCAUAAUUUCCAUAUUUUUUACAGCUGGGACUUCAGUUGUGCUUCAUUAGAAGCUUCAAAGAUACUUCCCUGACGAAGCACAUUUGAUGCAUAAUUAGCAUAUUUUAGACGGGCCUUCAAGUGUACUUCUUCCUAUUGAUUGCUAAUACAUAGUUAUUGCCGUCAAACUGAAGUACAUUUAAAGCGCCAACUUCAGUAACGCUAACUUGGUACUCCAGAGGGGAGCUUUAUUUAUACUUCUUAUAUACAUCAAAUGUACUGAUUUUGCGGGUGGGG
This is a messenger RNA of Mercenaria mercenaria, 1886 nucleotides long. RefSeq lists its product as uncharacterized. The transcript has 3 exons. The record is from RefSeq and is a predicted model, not a curated record. Bases 1 to 309 code for a protein of 102 amino acids. Lineage: Eukaryota; Metazoa; Mollusca; Bivalvia; Venerida; Veneridae.